AUGGAGCUGCAACAGAUCGAAGGAAGUCGUGAGGCAGGGACUGUGACAGUACCUGGUCCCUUCGAGCGCGCCCCAGCAGAUCGCAGUGUAAGGAGAGUCGACAGUGGGUACGGUCCUGGCUUUACUGAAGUACCCGUUGCAACCCCAGCCACCCAUACAUCCCCCAGCGAUGCCAAUUCCAACAACGUCCAUGAUCGGCCCGAAGCUGCUACUGACGGCACCUCAGGCUCGCCAGCUACCGAAGCACAUGUCGAGAUCGCAGAAACAGCACCUGAUAAUUCUCAACCAUCGUACUCGGCAUUCAGCAAAUACGAAAAAUUGUUCAUCGUGAUAAUGGUAACGCUUGCAUCGUUCUUCUCCCCUCUUUCCGGUCAAAUCUACUACCCAGUCAUGCCAACAUUAGUACGGAACUACCAUCUUACCCUGGAGCUGAUCAACCUCACAAUCACUACAUACAUGAUCUUCCAAGGCCUGGCCCCGAGCUUCAUGGGCACAUUCGCUGACACUGGGGGCAGACGUCCAGCCUAUAUUAUUGCGUUCGCGGUUUAUACCGCUGCCAACAUUGGGCUGGCGCUGCAGAACAGUUUUGCAGCGUUGCUUGUCCUCCGCUGUCUCCAGAGUGCAGGAAGCAGUGGCACCGUGGCCUUUGGUUAUGGCGUUAUAGCGGAUAUUGCGACAACAGCAGAGCGUGGGAAGUACAUUGGGCCCAUGGCAGCAGGUGUUAUGGUUGCACCGGCACUAGGCCCUGUUAUCGGUGGUCUUUUGGCCAAAUUCCUAGGCUGGCGCAGUGUCUUCUGGUUUCUGGUCAUUAUUAGUGGAGGAUACCUGGUGUUCUAUGUGCUUGCUAUGCCAGAGACCGCACGCAAGAUUGUUGGUAACGGCAGUGCAGCACCAAAUGAGUGGUGGCGCAGGUCGGUCAUCCAAUGGUGGUCCAAGAGGCAGGUACAGUCGGAUGAAGAACGUCACGCAGAAAGAUCUCAACAAGAGACUUCGCAAACUAAGAGACUUAGGUUCCCGAAUCCUCUCAGGUCCUUUGUCAUUCUGCUGGAGUGGGAUGCCCUGAUGAUCAUUUUGUACGUCGGAAUUGUGAUGUUCUCGAAUAUUGCUCUACUAACAAGCAUUCCCAAUCUCUUCGGUCCCUUGUACGGGUUCAACGAGCUCCAGAUUGGUCUCUGCUUUUUGCCCCUUGGAGUAAGCUCUUGCCUUGGCGCAGUCCUAUAUGGGAAAGUCAUUGACUACAACUACAAGCGAACAGCCCAGAAACUCGGAUUCCCCGUGGAUCUGAAGAAAGGAGACGACUUGCGCAGCUUCCCAAUCGAGCGCACUCGCCUGCAAACAGUAUUCCCAGUAAUGGCCAUCGGCAUUGCAGCAUUCAUCCCAUACGGCUGGGUCCUGCAGCAAAGAGUACACUUAGCUGCCCCGCUGGUGCUCCAGUUCAUCAUAGGCUUCUGCUUCGUUGCAUCCCUGAACUGCCUUAGCACCCUUCUUGUCGACCUAUUUCCAGAUAAGCCCGCCACGGCUGCGUCGGCGUGCAAUCUUGUUCGCUGCUGCCUCGGUGCUGUUGGGGCCGCUGUCAUUAGCCAGAUGCUGAGCGGCAUGGGGUGGGGAUGGUCUUUUGUUUUUCUGGGUUUGGUCAUGGCUGUUGGGAUGGGGAUGCUCUGGGUUGAAUAUGUGUAUGGCAUGGGCUGGAGAGAGAAGAGGUUGCUCAAGAUCGAGCGGAAAAAAGCGGAGAAGGAGGCGAGAGCCGCUGAGAUUCAGGUCGAAGGAAAGGCCGAUGGAAGAGAACAGAGGGAUACUGAUGUUCGAGAAUUGGUUGCUGGUGCUAAUGUUGAUGUUACUGGAACUGAUACUCGCUCAAACCGGUGA
Penicillium vulpinum is the source of this 1866-nucleotide messenger RNA. RefSeq names its product putative MFS transporter. The record is from RefSeq and is a predicted model, not a curated record. The transcript is spliced from 2 exons. NCBI's taxonomy places the organism in Eukaryota, Fungi, Ascomycota, Eurotiomycetes, Eurotiales, Aspergillaceae. Bases 1 to 1866 code for a protein of 621 amino acids. Gene Ontology annotation, molecular function: transmembrane transporter activity. Gene Ontology annotation, biological process: transmembrane transport.